Molecule: messenger RNA, 2421 nt
Organism: Trichogramma pretiosum
Lineage: Eukaryota; Metazoa; Arthropoda; Insecta; Hymenoptera; Trichogrammatidae
Gene: retn
Product: AT-rich interactive domain-containing protein 3A-like
Exons: 8
Coding region: 16-2085 (689 amino acids)
Biological process (GO): regulation of transcription by RNA polymerase II
Cellular component (GO): nucleus
Molecular function (GO): DNA binding
Source: RefSeq, a predicted model, not a curated record
UCCAUCGCUGUGAUAAUGAAAGUCAAUGAAAAAAUAGCUGACAAAUUGAAGUCCCACCAGGAUGAGGAACUGUCGGAUCCAGAUCGUCAAGACGAGGAAAGCGGCGAGGAAUUGCCGCAGCAGCCGACCCAGUCGAAAGAUCAUUCUUCGGCCGAAAAUACGCCCGCGCCCACGCCACUAGCUCAUCUAAGUAGUCUUAUGAAUUCGACGCAACCACACUUUUUAGCGAAAAUCAAACUCGAGAACGAGAUGAAUCUGAUAAACAACAAAAGCGAGCUGGAGGUGCUUCAAGCGGCAAUGUCGGCGGCGGCUGGCGGCGGUGGAUUCGAUCUGCCCUUCUCGUUCACCAAUCCGCCACGCUACCUCACCAACAACGCCCAAUCGAACAAUUCGCAGCACUCGGUGAACGCCCUGAUCGGCUCGAGCCUCGGUGCCGGUUGCACCCCCGCGGCGGUGGCUCCCCUGCACGACAACAACAACAGCGGCAUGUCGAACAACAACAACAAUAACAACAACAGCAGCAGCAACAACAACUCGAUGGUCAACAAUCCACUGGUGAGAUCGCCCACGUGCUCGCACUCGAGCGAAUCGUCGCAGGGCAGCGGACGCGGCAGCAAUGCUCUGAUGGAGAGCCACAAGCGCCUCGAACCGGGCCAUCCGGGCCACGACAAGUUGCAGACUCCGCAGCAGCAGCAGCAGCAGCAACAACAGCAGCAACAGAAUCAACAGACCAGCUGGAGCUUCGAGGAGCAGUUCAAACAGGUUCGUGAGCUGUACACACUGAGCAAUGAUCCGGAGCGCAAGAUAUUCCUCGACAAUUUGUUCAAAUUUAUGCAAGAACGAGGUACACCGAUCAAUCGAUUACCGAUCAUGGCCAAGCACGUGCUCGAUCUCUACGAGCUGUACAAUCUCGUCGUAGCUCGGGGUGGACUGGUCGACGUGAUCAACAAAAAGCUGUGGCAGGAGAUCAUCAAAGGACUGCACUUGCCCGCGUCGAUAACCUCGGCGGCGUUCACGCUCCGCACCCAAUACAUGAAGUACUUGUACGCGUACGAGUGCGACAAGCUGAAUCUGUCGACGCCGGACCAGCUAACCGUGGCCAUAGACGGCAACAAGCGCGAGGGCCGCAGGACGACCUACAGCAAUCAUCGCGAGCUCACCCCCGAGAUCAUGUCGAGGGCGGCCAUGAACGGCGCCUCUAAUCCCAUGUCGCUGCCGAGCAAUCUGGCGCCUCUGCAGCUCGUCGCGGGCUCCGGAGUCGGCCAAUCGGCCGGACCCAGUGGCAUGAACGGCAUCUCGCAGGCCCAAUUGAAUCAUUACUCGCAACAGCUGCAGCAGCAGCAACAGCAGCAACAGAACGCCGCGGCGGCGGCGAGCUUGCAGCUCGGUGGUGGCGCAGCGUCCAGCGCGAAUAUCGAGCAAAUGAGCGAGUACUUCAGGAGUUUGCAACGCGAGAUGAACGGCCAGCACGGCCAACCGGCGGAUCUGAUGGCUGCCGCUGCCGCAGUGGCCAGUCAGAGUAUGGCCGCAAAAUUGUCGCCAACGCGCAACGGCCUCGAGCUACUUGAGAUGUCGAGGAUCCACUCGCUCUGGAACACCAUCUACAAUAACAACAUGCACCCGGCAGUGUCGGCCGCCGCGGCCGCGGCCAUAGGCUUGAAUCAGUUGAGCGCCGCCGGAGUAGCCUCGUCGUCGCCCCCGCCGCCGUCGCGCGUCAACACCACGUCUCCGCCUCUGCGCUCCAUGGAGUCGGUCGGCGAGCAAGAGCAGCAAGAGGCUCUGGAUUUGGGUGUGAGAACUUCGACGUCAUCGUCGCCCGUAGCGCGCAGCCCCAAGCCCGUGACGAAACGAGAGCGCGAACCCGAGGAGGAGCUGGUCAACCAGACGCCCAAGAAACAGUGCGUCGUUCGCUGCAAAGAUCGAUCGAACAAAAAGUCUAUGUCAAUCAACAUGGAAAUUAACGGCGUUAUGUACUCGGGUGUACUCUAUCCCGCCGAAUCGGUAGAUAAGAAAAAAGUCAAUCACGACGACGAGGAUAGCAGCAACGAAGAUCCUGCCGGGGAUAAGGAGAGCGCAGAAAAUUAAUUCGACGCAUAAUACAUCUCAUAUAAUUAGUUGUUUCGAAUUAUUUACUCGUAAGGAUCGUUGUACAUAGUCGGAGAAAAGCCCAUAGUAACGUAAAUGCGAUAAAAGACGAUUUAGUUGACAUGUUUAAAUACGUUGAUAACUUUUUUAUACUUAAUUUUGUAUGUAUAUGAUUAUUAUUAAGUUUAUUUUAUUGCAUAAGGAGUUUUAUAUUAUGCAUUACAUCUGUGUAACUGCGCGCGCCUAUGUGCUCUAUGCGCAGUAAAAUGAACAUUUUAGUUGAUCGAUCUUAUCUAUUUUAUGCUUCAAAAUUAUGCUGGAAUUUCACAAAUCAAA